This is a messenger RNA of Hibiscus syriacus, 1276 nucleotides long. Its product is annotated as ABSCISIC ACID-INSENSITIVE 5-like protein 2. The record is from RefSeq and is a predicted model, not a curated record. Gene Ontology annotation, cellular component: nucleus. Gene Ontology annotation, biological process: positive regulation of DNA-templated transcription. Gene Ontology annotation, molecular function: DNA-binding transcription factor activity. The transcript is spliced from 4 exons. NCBI's taxonomy places the organism in Eukaryota, Viridiplantae, Streptophyta, Magnoliopsida, Malvales, Malvaceae. The coding region runs from base 198 to 995 and encodes 265 amino acids.
CAGAAAAACCCGAAGAAGCCCCGGAAAAAAAAUCCCAAAGAAACUGAAAUCAAGAGGAACCAAUCGCACUUAAUAUUUUAAUAAUCCGUGGAGUUUUCAUGUAACAACAGCUUAGCAGAUUUCUGUCUCGAUCCAGGAUCAGAAUUAACAGGUUUGACAAUUUCUAUUGAUAGGGUUGAGGAUUAGAGUUGUUCUGAAUGGGGAUUCAAACAACGGGAUCCCAAAGCAAUGACCAACAGCCUCUUUCACAGCCAUCUCCAUUGAUGAGGCAGAAUUCAUGGUAUAGUCUCACUCUUAAUGAAUUUGAAAACCAGAUGGGGAACGUGGGGAAGCCCCUAGGUAGUAUGAACCUUGACGAACUUCUUAAUAAUGUAUGGAGUAAUGAAUCGAAUCCAACCUUGGGGAUGAACAACGGAAGUAUAUCAUCAUCGUCUUCUCUCCCACGUCAGGCUAGCCUAACUUUGGUUAGAGCUCUGAAUGGGAAGAUGGUUGAUCAAGUUUGGACUGAGAUACAACAAGGUCAGAAGAGGAGGUAUGGUGAGGAGAUGAAGGAUCAUAAAAGAGAACCAACGCUUGGUGAAACCACGUUGGAGGAUUUUCUGGUACAAGCAGGACUUUUUGUUGCUGAUACAUCAUUGGCUCCUACUAUGGAAUUGCAUACACAACAGAGUUUACCACUGCAGCUCAGAUCGUCACCUACCCCUUCGAUUGGCACAAUAUCGGACACACCAAUGACAGGGCGGAAAAGAGAUGCUGAAGACGCAUUUGAGAAGAGCAUUGAGAGGAGGUUAAGGAGAAAGAUCAAGAAUAGGGAAUCUGCUGCCCGAUCACGUGCCAGAAUGCAGGCUUACCAUAAUGAGCUGGUUAACAAGGUUUCACGAUUAGAAGAGGAUAAUAUAAAGCUCAAAAGAGAGAAGGAAUUCGAUAUAAAAUUUCAGUGUGAAACAUCUGAACCAAAUUAUCAGCUAAGAAGAACAAGUUCUGCCAUUUUCUGACGUGUUUUCCGUUGUUUCAAGUUUUCUAGUUGCCAAAAUAUUAGGCUAUCCAGUUGGCUUGUCGAUGGAACUGCUUCGGGAAUUAAUCCAAGGGUUUGGUCUUUUGUACUUUUAUAAUUAUAUAUGUUGGUUUUCUUCAGCUUCCAUAAACUGCCAUGUUUAUAAGUUAGGCUCUGUUUAUUUGGCUGAAAGACAACUGAAUUGGUGUUGAUUAGGGUUAAUUCUACCUGUAAGUUAAAGCAAAGUAGAAAUAGUUAGCACUGCGGUAGAAGACUGUGUCU